Molecule: messenger RNA, 1443 nt
Organism: Ilex paraguariensis (yerba mate)
Lineage: Eukaryota; Viridiplantae; Streptophyta; Magnoliopsida; Aquifoliales; Aquifoliaceae
Source: the annotation of a GenBank genome assembly
AUGGAAUGCUCAAAAAGUUUCAGAAAAGCUCUGGUAAUUGAGAUAGUAUUUGUCGUUGUGAUUGUGGUUCUGCUGAGUGGAAAGAAUGUUGAUGGGCAAAAAGAUCAAAGUUCGGACAAUUUUGAGUACUCGGCUAUAAGUUGCAGAACUCACGGUGCGUCGUUGACUGAUUUCGGAGGAGUUGGUGACGGAACAACGUUGAACACCAAGGCUUUUAAGGCGGCAAUCGACCAUUUGAGCCAGUUUGCAUCUGAUGGUGGAUCGCAACUCUAUGUACCACCAGGAAAAUGGUUGACAGGGAGCUUCAAUCUCAUCAGUCAUUUCACUCUCUUCCUCCACAAAGAUGCUGUUCUUCUUGCUUCUCAGGAGGAGAGUGACUUUCCGGUGAUUGAACCCCUGCCAUCGUAUGGUCGAGGAAGGGAUGCACCAGAUGGAAGGUAUAUCAGUCUUAUCUUUGGGACCAAUCUCACUGAUGUCAUAAUAACAGGGGACAAUGGCACCAUUGAUGGCCAAGGCGCCAUCUGGUGGGAUAAAUUCCACAAUGGAGAGCUAAAUCACACCAGGCCUUACCUGAUCGAGAUCAUGUACUCGGAUAGCAUUCAAAUAUCGAGUCUUACAUUGGUCAAUUCUCCAUCAUGGCAUGUUCACCCUGUAUAUUGCAGCAAUAUUAUUGUUCAAGGCAUUACAAUUAUUGCACCAGUCGCAGUUCCAAACACUGAUGGGAUCAACCCAGACUCUUGCAGAAACACUCUAAUUGAGGACUGUUACAUUGUCUCUGGAGAUGAUUGUAUUGCUGUAAAGAGCGGCUGGGAUCAGUAUGGAAUCGCUUUUGGGAUGCCAACCAAACAGCUUGUGAUCAGAAGGCUCACAUGCAUUUCUCCAAAGAGUGCCGUAAUUGCAUUAGGCAGCGAGAUGUCGGGUGGAAUUGAGGACGUUAGGGCCGAGGACAUCCUGGCCAUCAAUUCAGAAUCCGGGAUUAGGAUCAAAACGGCAGUUGGCAGAGGAGGAUAUGUGAAGGAUAUAUAUGUUAGAGGGAUGACCAUGAAAACUAUGAAAUGGGCUUUUUGGAUGACAGGAAAUUAUGGUUCUCAUGCUGAUAACAAUUACGACCCCAACGCUCUUCCCGUGAUCCAGAAUAUCAAUUACCGCGACAUUGUUGCUGAGAAUGUGACAAUGGCAGCUGACUUGGAGGGAAUUCAUGGUGAUCCAUUCACUGGAAUAUGCAUAUCCAAUGUCACUAUUGGGUUGGCGCCGAAAGCAAAGAAGGUUCCUUGGAAUUGCACUGAUAUUGCAGGAGUUUCAAGUGAUGUGACUCCUCCGCCCUGUGAUCUGCUGCCGUACCAGGGACCAAAGAACAUCACAGCAUGCAAUUUUCCGACUGAGAGGCCAGCAAUCGAUAAUGUUGAAGUCCAGAUGUGUUCUUACAGAAGGAAUUAUUUAUGA